AUGCAGACAUGGAAAAUAAUUUUCCUCUGUGGGAGAAACGUCAAAAGAGAUGAAUACAUGGAAAGCUGCUCCUCCUCUAGUCCCCUCAGUACUCUGAAGGGAUAUGCAUUUGUUACAGGAUUAAGUAAUGGUAGAGCCAUUCAAGAAAGAAACCAUCCAGCAAAGGUGAAACCUGCAAAUUUCACACCCAACAUAAUGGAGAAAAGCAGGAUAAGUCUCUGUGAAAUAGGUGCAGGAAUGUCUAGCACUAAUCCAGAAGACAAGAAUGAAAUGAAAAUGCUGUUGUAUGACACUAGUACUCAAAGAAUCAGCACCUAUAAGACACAACUGAAGGAUUCCUUUUGUCGAGAGAAAGAAGAGAAAGAAGAGAGAAAGCCGUUGCUGAAGAACCGGGAAACAGAAACUCCAUCUUCGAAAACGGGUAAGGUUACCGAUUCCCCCAUACAGAAUGCGUUCGUCUUCUGGGCAUAUUUCACUUUAGCGGUUUCUGUCGUUACGCUCGGCUUUGUUUUCAUGUCUUCAUUAACCCCACAAAAUGAUAAAGGUUGGUUUCUCAGCUUGCCCAACGAUUUACGCCAAUAUUACUCCCAGGGUAGAACAAUCAAAGUCCAGUUAAACCCUAAUCGGCCUCCCAUCGAGGUUUUUGCCAUAGAAGAAGGUCCCAGAGACGCAGAGGUCGUAGUUCUUGUCCACGGUUUCGGUUGUAGCUCGUAUUCUUUCCGUCAAGUGAUUCGCUCUCUAGGUUCCAGUGGAAUUCACGCCGUUGCGUUCGAUCUUCCUGGUUCUGGAUUCUCAGAUAAGUCCACAUUGGAGGAGGAUGAGAGAUGGGGUGGGGUUCUGGGCGGGCUCUGGGAUAUUUACACUGAUAUCAAGGAGAAGGGCUUAUUUUGGGGAUUUGAUCAGCUAGUCGAAACGGGGCAGAUCCCUUAUGAAGAACUUGAAAUUAGGGUUUCUACGACUAGGAGUAUUAAACCCUUGAGCUUGAAAUCAGAGGAGAUGGGUCGAGUUAUUGGGCAAGUGAUCGAUACAAUGGGUCUUUCACCUGUGCAUCUAGUUUUGCACGAUUCAGCUCUGGGAAUGGGUGCUAGUUGGUCUUUAGAGAAUUCAGGGUCGGUGAGUAGUCUAACUUUGCUUGAUUCUGCCUCAAAAUCCAUUUCUUUGCCAUUAUGGGUGCUGGAAAUGCCGGUUCUUAGAGAGUCUGUGUUAGGAUGCUCCUCCACUUUUGCCAGGUUUCUUAGAUUAUGUUGUUCAAGAUCGAUAGAGACAUCAGUUGCAGAGGCUCAUAGGGUUCUUUUGAAGGGUAGGGAUGGUAGGAGAGCAGUUGUAGGAGUCGGCAAGGGCCUGAAUUAUAGCUUCAGUUUGGAGGAAUGGGCUGGUUCAGAGUCCAUGAAGGGUAUUCCACUUCAAGUGCUUUGGUCUAGUAAUUGGUCUGAAGCGUGGAGCAAAGAGGGACGCCAGGUUGCAGAAGCUGUUCCACAGGCAAUCUUCCUCUCGCAUUCUGGUGGGCGGUGGCCUCAGGAAGAUGCAGCAGAUGAGAUAGCUGAAAGUAUCGUUCGGUUUGUAUUCUCAUUGCCAAAAUCUGUUAGACAAGUUAAAGAAGAGCCACUGCCGGAUCAUAUUCAGAAGAUGCUCGAUGAAGCCAAUGAUGAUGCCCAUGAAACCCACCAUCAUCACCAUAGUCAUGGUGGCCAUGGCCAUCACCAUGGGGGUCAUGAUCACGCACAUGCUGACUACAUGGAUGCAUACGGUCUUGGUCAUGGUUGGGAGAGUUGAUACUAUGUCUUUGUUUUGCAAGAGGUAUUUAGACCAAAUCUGUGAGAGUGCAUGCAAUUUUUUUCCCUGGCAAUGCUGCUUGGUGAGGCUUGUCCCCAUGUUUCUCUGUCCCAAAAGCUUGUAUUGUAAUUGAGCCAGUUGGUGUUCUUGUGAAAGCUUCGAAGUACUGUAGCUGCAAGUUAUUGUGAAAGCUUCAAAGUUCUAGUAGCUGCAAUUCAUCUUCUG
Telopea speciosissima is the source of this 1998-nucleotide messenger RNA. RefSeq names its product protein AUXIN RESPONSE 4-like. The record is from RefSeq and is a predicted model, not a curated record. The transcript is spliced from 6 exons. Lineage: Eukaryota; Viridiplantae; Streptophyta; Magnoliopsida; Proteales; Proteaceae. Bases 1 to 1773 code for a protein of 590 amino acids.